AAACUUUCCAGCUUAGUCUUCCCACCAGCCUUUUGCUUUCAGGAAUAAAUAGCACCAUGCAAGCACUCGAUGAAGUUGGCCUCUCCCCGACGGAUUCCCCUUCCACUUACUGACCUCCCGCAUUAUUAUUUGGAUCCUCAACGAACGCCCCUCUUUUCACACAUCACUCUCUGCCUGAAAUGUCCUCUUUCCGCGUUAUCGAAAAGCUCGCCUACAUUGACGGUGUUCCCCCUGAUAUUGAUGUCUUGGCUGGUCCUCUGCUGCUUGGAUAUUUGUUUAACUGGGGCUUGUUUGGUGUUUUGUGUAUGCAAGUCUAUGUGUAUUACGUUUCGUUCCCCAAAGACAGCCGAUGGAUCAAAAUACUCGUGUACACACUUUUCUUCAUUGACACCCUACAAACCGCAUUGACAACGCACAACGCGUGGCAUUUCCUCGCUAAGGGCUGGGGCGAUCCUGAGGCUCUGAUCAAGCCCGGUUGGUCGUGGAUAGCCGUCCCCCUCAUCUCAGGGAUAGUCUCCUGCACUGUGCAAAUGUUCUUCUCUUGGAGAAUCUGGAAGCUCAGCGAGAGAUGGCUCGUUUCUCUGUUCAUAUCCGCCAUUGCGGUCAUGCAAGGUGUUUGUGCAGCCAUUUGCGGCGUUUGGUUCUCGAUCAUUAACGACGUAACCAAAAUUUCGUCGUUGACCACGCCGGCAACAAUUUGGCUUGCGGGGAGUGCUGCCUGUGAUGUGCUCAUUGCCGGGUUCAUGGUGUACCUCCUCAGGAAGUCUGCGACUGGUUUCGAGGGAACGGAUACCGUGAUCAACAGGCUUACAAGAAUGACCAUCGAAACCGGUGCCGUGACGGCUGCUGCGGCCACUCUUGAACUUAUUUUUUAUCUCAGGUGGAAGGAAAAUAAUCUUCAUAUGAUCCCCGCUCUUGCCCUCGCGAAGCUCUACACCAACACCCUAGUAGCGACCCUUAAUUCUCGCAACCCUAUGUUCCAUUCUUCUCGAGGAUCCAAUGUUGAAUACUCGGCAAAUGGGAAUGCAUGGGGUGGCACUUCGACGAUUGGAGCCGUUGCAAAGACGUCACGGGUAUCAAGGGGCGCAGUCCAGAUCAUGAAAACGUUAGAGACACACGGAGAUGUGAGGGACAGGACGGUCAAUGGAACCCAGAUGAACAUUGACGAGGAGAGUGGAAUCGCAAUGAACGAUAUCAAGAUCGGGCAACUACCUUACAGCGAGGAGAGCACAGAUGACACUGGAAAGGAAGCUAGCGAGGGCAGUGUCAAGUAUUUUGGGCAGGUUUGAGCGAAGCAAAAUAUUCUCCCUGCCUUGGUACAUUCUACCUCUCUAACACCUUUCUCUUCCUCCUCGACUAUCAUAUAC
Molecule: messenger RNA, 1367 nt
Organism: Cantharellus anzutake
Lineage: Eukaryota; Fungi; Basidiomycota; Agaricomycetes; Cantharellales; Hydnaceae
Exons: 9
Coding region: 180-1289 (369 amino acids)
Source: RefSeq, a predicted model, not a curated record